This is a messenger RNA of Dermacentor silvarum, 1476 nucleotides long. Its product is annotated as BEN domain-containing protein 5-like. NCBI's taxonomy places the organism in Eukaryota, Metazoa, Arthropoda, Arachnida, Ixodida, Ixodidae. The record is from RefSeq and is a predicted model, not a curated record. Gene Ontology annotation, biological process: negative regulation of DNA-templated transcription. The annotation marks the transcript as partial. Gene Ontology annotation, molecular function: DNA binding. The transcript is spliced from 6 exons.
UAACAACACGAAGUUCACGUGAGCAAGAUAAGAGAGAUUCAUCACCACGAGGCCUUUAUUAAUUCUAUGUCUUUCACGAGGCUGACACAAUUCUAUGCCUAUACCUUGAUGUGCACUUGUGCUGCUGGUUUUGUGGUAUAUUGCGCGUGAAGCACGGACGCAGUCACUGAGACAAUGAUAACGCAUGCGUACGUGCGUUAUCAGGAUCACCGCAGAUGUGCGGUCGUUAAAAUUGAAGACAUCCGAGGGUUCAAGGCUGACGACGACUUCCGGACAACAUUUUAAAUGUCAAGUGGACCGAUAAGGAUGGUGAAGCGCACUUUUAUCGCGCCAGAAUUCUUCUCGUCGGAGAGUCUGAGGAUGACCUCAAAACAAAGAUGAAAAGUGGGCGAGUCAGAAUCCGAAGAAUCCUCAGUAGCAGCGAUAGUGACAGAAGCGACAAGGAAGUCGCAAUGCAGACAGAGAAAAAAAACACGGGAAGGGCCCAGCAAUACACUGUUGGACAUACUGGCCUCAAAAAGAAAAAUCUCACGCAGAAAGACCGUACAGAACAAAAAACUCAACUGUCAGCAGCCCAGGAAGAAGUGGCCCGCCUUAGCUCGACAGUCAAACAUCAGGAGGAAGAGCUUCAAGAGCUGCGGGCUCUAAAUAGAGAGCUGCAGCAAAAGCUGCUCCACUCAAUGGACUGCAUGCUAGGCAAACAGUUUUUUUGUGUGUGCAUGAAGAGCACAGUAGAAAAAUGGGUACUAAUUAGGUUUUGCCGGUAGUAUACUCGAUUAAUCAAAAAUAGCCAUUGUUCUGAUGUGUUUUCAUAUUUCACUUGGUGCAGCCAAUUCAUCUCGAGCACCGCAGCUUGCACUGCCACCAGCACGAACACCACACGGUGGGAGAUUGUUGCCGGAGCUAUUGGCACAGGAGCCGGAGCUGCCUGAUACAGUAUGCAACUUGUGAUUUGCAAGUUCGGGUUGAAGGCUUCAUUCUUCCUUCCCUUCAACAAGUGUAUAGCUGGCAUAUUCAGUUCUUGCUGGGUUUUAUGUAAAUUUGCGAUAUGUAUUUUUUUAGAGACUGACAUUGGUAGUGGAGUCUGAAUUGCAAGCUCUGCGUGGAGGCGUAUACAGGACAAUCCGAAAGAUUCGAUGUUCGUGAAAGACCUCAGAGCAGUGUGGAGCCCAGCAGAGUUGCUUGGCCGGUCUCUGCAUGGAAAGCACUGUCCACGCUUUCCUGACCGCCCGAGAAAAGUGCCACUGUCGCCGUUGAAGGUGUCGGUGAUACGUGAAUGCUACAAGGAGCGACUGCACAAGAAAGGACUGGUGGCCGACAUGAUGCCUGGGGCGUUAAAACAGAUGAAUCACUUCAUUGUCGAAAAAAUAAGUGACAUCGAGAGAAUGGCCAAAAGAGCGACCAAGGAGCUGCCACAAGGAAACCAUGAGAAGAACCUGCGACUGAACCUACCUGCAGCCCCGCAGGGGCGUCUGC